Messenger RNA from Microplitis mediator, 3787 nucleotides. It is a transcript of the gene Prp39, whose product is annotated as pre-mRNA-processing factor 39. NCBI's taxonomy places the organism in Eukaryota, Metazoa, Arthropoda, Insecta, Hymenoptera, Braconidae. Gene Ontology annotation, biological process: RNA processing; mRNA 5'-splice site recognition. The transcript has 11 exons. The record is from RefSeq and is a predicted model, not a curated record. Gene Ontology annotation, molecular function: protein binding. Bases 127 to 3324 code for a protein of 1065 amino acids. Gene Ontology annotation, cellular component: U2-type prespliceosome; U1 snRNP; commitment complex.
AUCGUGUGUGCUUCGUUUUACUACAACCCCACCGCGAGAGACUCGAAUAUCUAAUAAAAAAAAAAGUAAUUACUUGUGUGUAUUUAACGAUAACGAUAAAAUAGUAUAGGUAGUGAUAAAAAUAAAAUGUCUUCGAUGAGCGGUGACGAGAAUGAAUUAACAGAAAAUGAAUCAGUUAGAAGAACAAGAUCCGGACGUGCGUUAAAAACCCCAGUUAAAAAGACGCCUAUCAAAAAACCUGUGACUAGAACAACGCGGGCUCGCGGCAAAGCUGCCUUAGAAACAGAAGCUGUCGAGGAAUGUACAACAGUAGUUGAGGAAGUGGAAGACGAUUCUGUCCCCGAGAAUGGAAUGCAGGAAUUGCAACAAGUUGUAAUUGAACCAAACGAAGAAAGUGCAUCGUCAGCACCUUUUGAAGAGUGUGAAGAAAUAGCUGACAUACAGGAAGAAACACAAUACGAACAAUCAGAUCAAGAGACACAGGGUGUGCCGGAGUUGGAAGCACCACCACCACCAGUUGUCAGCAACAAAACACCUUCCGCUACUAUUUUAUCUACUCUUCGAGUAAAAGAAUCUUCACAGAUGAUGGAUGAUGAAAGUAAUGUAAUUACACUGGAAGACAACAGCGUUGACAAUGAACUUGAGGCACAGGACAGCAAUCUUGGUGAUGAAGGUAUGAAUGGCGGCCAUGUAGAUGAAACUCAAGUGAUUGAGACCAGCGAGGCGACGAAUGAAACGGAGUCAGCAGAAGCUAUGGUAGAGGAUACAGAUGUUAUUAUUCAAGAAGAAACUGACGAGCCCAUGGAAGUUAAUGAUACAGUGCAAGAAGUUGAGACGAUUGAUGAUGCUGGUGAUGAUGAUGAAAAGUUACAAGAAAAAAUUGAUAAUUCUCAAGCAGAAAGUGAACAAGAGGUUCAAGAAAUAGAACCAGCUCAAGUUCUGGAAGAAGAUGAAAAGAAGGAGCCUGACACUGAGGCUGUGUCAGAAGAUGAAUUUCCUACGGAAGCUGCUGCUAAGUAUUUCGAAGACGUGGAAGAUGUGUCUGAUGAUGACUUUUCCUUAUGUGAAUGUUUAAUUGAGGAACCAGAGACUGAAGCAGUUUCUGAUGAAGAAUUACCAGCAGCACCACCAGCAGAUCUAGGUGAAACAGAAUCUGUAUCCGAAGAUGAACUGCCACCAGACAGUGAGAAAAAACGAAAAGCUGCUGCUAAAGCCUCUGAAAAAUCAACUGAGAAAAAAGCCAAAUUAGAAGCUGGUACUAAAAGAAAAUUGAAUGCUGAAGGUGAAUAUGACCCCAGCUCACCUACCUCAGAAACCAAUGAAGAAACUCCGGCCAAAAAAGCAGCUCUGGCCGCCGACACUGAGACUGAAGAAAAACCAGAGACUGCUCCGCCUUCACCCAAGAAAAAAACUCUCCCUGAAUUGGACAAGUAUUGGAAAGCAGUAAAUGAAGAUCCUUCCGAUUUUACAGGAUGGACAUAUCUACUCCAAUAUGUUGACCAAGAAAACGACGCCGAGGCAGCUCGUGAGGCCUAUAGUAAAUUUUUGGAGCGCUAUCCCUACUGCUACGGAUAUUGGCGCAAGUAUGCCGAUUAUGAGAAGAAAAAGGGCGAUCCCGACAACGUACAGACGGUAUUCGACAAUGGUUUGAAAGCUAUUUCUCUCAGUGUUGACUUAUGGCUUCAUUACAUCAACCACUGUAAGAGUAUGUACGAAGAAAAUGAGGAAAAAAUGCGUCCAGAAUAUGAGAGGGCUAUCGAGGCUUGCGGUCUGGAGUUCAGAUCCGAUCGUUUAUGGGAAAGUUACAUCAAAUGGGAGCUUGAAGGAAAACGAUUUAACAGAGUGACAGCUCUCUAUGAUCGACUACUUUGUACACCAACACUCGGUUACAUGACGCACUUUGAAACAUUUCAAGAAUUUGUAUCAUGCCACAGUCCUAAUCGUAUUUUAAGUGUAGAUGAUUUUCUAGCAUUACGAGCUGAAGUUAAAGCCAUGCUUAAAGCUGAUGAAACACCUGCAGCCGCACCAACAGAUGAUGCACCUCCUGGUGAAGAGUUACCUCCUCAUGAAGCGCCGCCGACUGAUGAAGAGACACGUGCCAUUCGUGAAAAAAUAAUAAGCUCCCGACGUAAAAUGCAUAAAGCUAAUGUCAACGCUGUUGCUGCUCGUUGGGCGUUUGAAGAAGGUAUUAAAAGACCUUAUUUCCAUGUCAAGCCAUUAGAGCGUUGUCAAUUGAAAAAUUGGAAAGAAUAUCUCGAUUUUGAAAUUGAACAAAAAGAUGAAAACCGCAUUAUUAUUUUAUUUGAACGUUGUUUGAUUGCGUGUGCGCUGUAUGAUGAAUUUUGGUUACGGUUUAUUCGUUACUUGGAAUCUUUAAAAGGUGACAAUGUUGAAAAAAUAAGGGACGUUUAUGUACGCGCUUGCGAAAUUCAUCAUCCGAAAAAACCAAAUCUUCAUCUCCAGUGGGCGACAUUUGAAGAGGGAAGAGGAAAUUUCGAUAAAGCUGCUAGCAUUCUUGAAAAUAUUGACAAUGUCAUACCUAAUAUGCUACAAAUAGCUUACCGUCGUAUUAAUCUUGAACGUCGACGUGGUGACUUAGAUAGAGCAUGUACCCUUUAUGAAAGUUACAUUAGCAACAGUAAAAAUAGAACAAUAGCUAACAAUAUUGUUGUAAAAUACGCGAGGUUCCUUUGUAAAUUUAGAAAUGACAUUGACAAAGCUGUUAAAGUUUUACUUAAAGCUGCAGAUAAAGAUAAAGAAAAUCCACGGCUCUAUCUUCAAUUAAUUGACUUGGGACUGCAGAGAAAUCCAGUCGAUACUAAAGAGAUUAUCGGGUAUAUGGACAUGUUCAUUGAACGAGAGCAUGUAGAUCUUGAACAGAGGGUCCUCUUUGCUCAACGGAAGGUAGAAUUCCUUGAAGAUUUCAGCUCUGAUAUCAACGAAGUACUUCAAGCUCACGAGCAAUUCCAGCAGUGCAUAAAACAAGCUAAAGAACGUAAGAAGUCAAAGAACGAUGACAGCAAAGUCGAUUCUUCGCCGCCGAAGAAAAUAAAAACGACUGACCCAUCAAGCGCACCACCACCACCUUCUGCCAACACUCAAUCAACUUAUCAGUACAGCAGUGGAACAAGUGGAACUUAUCCAUCACAACAACAAUUCCAAAGUGGACAAUACGCCAAUCAAAGUGGAUAUCAACAGAGUUAUCAGCAAUAUCCACCCCCGUCAGAUCCAAAUUACGCGAAUUAUCAAAAUUGGCAGUACAGCCAAAGUGGACCGCAGGCGUACGGGCCAUAUAAUCAGUGGGGAUCUUACAAUUACUACUAAAAUUCCCCGAUAAUUGGUAAUAAUUUUUCGAUAAGUGAUACAGUACCUCUGUAAAUUUUAAUAAUCUCAACGUGUGUUUUAUUGAGUACACAGCACAAUUUGUGCAAGAAAAAAAAAUUGAAUAACUGAUGAUAUAUUCGUAAAAUUGAUGAUUACGUUAUUGAUCCUUGUGUAUUCUUAAUUAUCUCGUGACGAUAAUAACUAUUGAUAUUUUGAGACGUGACUUUUUCUAAUCUUUGACUUUGCACUCGAACAGUUAUUUAUAAAAUUAAGGCUUUAUAUUGAUUAGAUCAGAGUUUUAGCGCAAUAAAAACAAAAAAAAUUAUCUGAAUUUUAUUUAAAAUCUUGUUAUAAAAUUAAAACAGUAAUAAAAUAUCAUUUUUUACCUGUAAAAAUUAUAAAACCAAUAAUUUUUCAUAAGUUUAAUUAGUGUCAUUAAACAUUUUAUGUUUAAAUCGUCAUU